GGAAGUCCGACGAGCCAAAAGUUUCAGACUGAGCAGAGGAAAUGCUGCUGAGGGGAAUCUCCUCAUCGACGGCGACGUCACUGAGCUCGACCGUACCCCUCUCGUGGCGGCCGAGGCCUAUCCCGUUCCUUCCCAACCCCAAGCUCGUUACGUUCUCUCUCCAGUCGCUCUCUCCCCGCUCACUCUCUGCGUGUUCGAGCACAGAAUCGUCCGAGUCGCCCCCGACAGAGCAUUCCAAAAGUGCGGCGCUUAAGCCCGGCUUGUACCUCGUAGGAACACCAAUUGGCAAUCUUGAAGAUAUCUCCUUUCGGGCACUCCGUGUGUUGAGAUCAGCAAAUGUGAUACUUUCAGAAGAUACGAGACAUUCGGGAAAGUUGCUCCGGUACUAUGAUAUUAAAACCCCUCUCUUGAGUUAUCACAAAUUCAAUGAGUCGCAGAGAGAGCACACGGUUUUGAACAAGUUGAGGGGGGGUGAAGUAGUUGCUCUGAUUAGUGAUGCCGGGAUGCCGGGUAUCAGUGAUCCAGGUACUGAAUUGGCGAAGUUAUGUGUCAAGGAAGAUAUACCAGUCAUCCCCAUCCCUGGCCCUUCUGCUGUGGUAGCUGCCCUCUCUGCAUCAGGCCUUAACACAGAGGAGUUCACAUUUGUUGGAUUUCUUCCCAAGCACUCUGGAACGAGGAGAGAGAGGCUAUUAGUUUCUGCAAAUCAAGCGACAACUCAGAUAUUCUUUGUUCCUCCACACAAGCUUCUUCAGUUUCUUGAGGAGGCUUGUUCAAUUUUCAGUGAUUCAAGGAGAUGUGUCAUAGCUCGAGAAAUUACAAAGAUACAUGAAGAGUUUUGGCGGGGUACUCUAUGUGAAGCUAAAGAAGAAUUUUUGACUCGACAACCCAGAGGAGAAAUUACUCUACUGAUAGAAGGCAAAACAAGUUCUGAACCAGAGGCUCCGUCAGACACUCAGCUCGAGAAUGAACUGAGACGUUUGAUUUCCAGUGGACAUAGCCUUUCAGCGGCUGUCAAGAUGGUUGCUGAGGCAACAUCUGUGAGGAAGAAGACAGUUUAUACGCUUGCAUUACAGAAAUUCGGGAAGCAACUUGGGGUCGAUGAUGAUUCAAUUUGAUGAUCAGCAUUAACAGGUUACUUAUCAACUUCAUACUUUCGUGUUUUUGAUUGUGAGUUUGGAAAGAGCUCCUAGAACAUAGUAAUUUAUGGUAGUUGCUUUGGCACUGAAUUUUUUGGCUGGUGUUAGAAAGUUGUAUAAUAUGAAUCCAUGUCGUUUAGCAUCUAUGUGAUCUUUUUUUUUUCCCCCAUGUGGCUUAGAGUAUAAUCUGCAAUCUUGAAUUUAAUACCAAAUGCAUUUUGAUAAUCAAAGUUCUCACAGUAUGAUUUCUGACUUAUAAGGUUUUCAAUGCCCAUUUGCUAUCAAUGAAUAUUGGAAUGAGAGAAACUUAAUCACGAAGAGAGCACUUCUCGUUCUUUCUGUUCUGAGGUUUUCUCCUGUCAUGGUCAAAACGUGGAGAAUAUCUUAAUAGAACUAUUGUUCAAACCCAACUAAUAUAGCUGCCAUUAGAGGCUCAAAGCAUUUAAGUACUGACAAGUCAAUACAUAAUUUUUCAUUAAAUUUAUUUAAAUAUUUGUUUAGGCUGACCAUUUAUGUUGAUUUUUAUUCUUGGGGAAACACGUCCCAGCGGAAAUUCCCAUCUCAGUUGCCCUUUCUGAAUAGAGACCUGGUUUGUUUUUGGUUCCCUAACCAGUGUUGCAUAUGCACUCCAAUUGCAUCCAAGUACAAGCCGCUCCUCCCAUGGAAUCCCACCACCUUGCCUUCUGUUGUAGUUGAAGUGAAAAAGUUCCCUACUUCUUCCCCAAAGGGACCGAAUUUCCCUCGACUUGUAUAAAAUGUCAGUGACCUUAUAACUUUAGGCCCUUCUUCUUUGCAGAUUGGAGCAUAGUAACCGGAUAUGCAAGUGAGUACUUCAUUAGGAUACUCCAAUUUGAUCUGAAACCACCCACAAGAAGAAGCGAUUUUAAAGAAAUUACUUGGCAAAAUAACCAGGUAUCUCAAUGAAGAGGUAUUAGCACUGUAUCAGAGCAGCUGGUCGGACCGGGAACAACAAUCGGGUCUCUUAAGAAACCAAAUAAGGAAGUGAAACCAUUCAAAUUCAUAAUUUAUAAAUUCAUGUUUUAAACUGAUUUUUGUAUUUGUCUUUGGAAACUCGAGGCAAUCCAGUAGAGUAGCCUUUGGUGAACCAAUUGACCCCAUGGUUUGGCCUGUUUAACGAAUAGCUCUGCUUCUGAAUAAUAUGCAAUGAAGCUGCUUCUUUUAUGUUUCU
This is a messenger RNA of Punica granatum (pomegranate), 2325 nucleotides long. Lineage: Eukaryota; Viridiplantae; Streptophyta; Magnoliopsida; Myrtales; Lythraceae. The record is from RefSeq and is a predicted model, not a curated record.